AUGGGCUCUAUCGAUCAGUACUCCGUCCCGAAGGAGGCGCAGCGAGUUCUUGAAGAGGGCAUCUUGCAAAACCCCUUGAUGGCCAGCCUCCCUCAAGAAAUGAAGGACCUGAGUCAACAUGUGCGCUUCGAAGGCUCAAACGAGCCUCUCAUACCGAUCAACUGGAGAUUUGCGGAGAGCAUAUCAGCCGUCAAGGCCUUUGAGGCCACGAUGCUCAACUACCUCCUAUGUCGAAAGUACAAGAUUGACCCCGUGGAGAUUGUUAUCAAUACGAACCACGCGAGUCUCUUCUUCAUGUCCCCGUUGAUCGCAAAGCAUAUCAAAGAUGGGGUCCCCACACCGGUCAAUCUAUUCUCGCCAGAAUUGCAGAAGCUGUUCCCGAGCCAGGAUAAGCAUCGCGCCCACGCGAGCUUGCACCGAACCCUUGCCACCAAUAUUUACAAGACCAAAGAUGGUCGUUACUACCACAUACACGGGAAUUUGAACCCAGAACCCGCACUCACAGCCCUGGGACUACCACUGGAAGGCGAGGAAAAUGACACCUAUGAGUCGGUGGUUGAGAGGAUCCAAAAGGCUGUUUCUCAAUUCGAGUCCAAAGAACUCGACGAGCUCAUGAACGAUAAAUUUCGCACCUCAGGCACAGUCGCAUGGGACUCGGUUGAGUAUUUCGCCAGCGACCACGGCAAAGCAUCUGGCAAAGUCGGUUUAUACGAGAUCAUGAAAGACGAAAGUUCCGCCCAGCAACCCUCAUGGUGGCCAGAAAACGAAUCCUUGCCCUCCUCGCCUAAGAGACCACUGGCCGGCCUGAAGGUCGUCGAUCUAACCCGAAUCAUUGCCGGCCCUACCAUCACUCGUAGUCUUGCCGAGAUGGGCGCGAGCGUCAUGCGCGUCGUAUCUCCACACGUCACAGAUAUGUCUGGACUUUUCUUGGAUUUGAAUUGGGGCAAAUGGAACACUUUCUUGCAUUUGAAGGACGAGGCAGACAAGGAAAAACUGCGUGAUCUCAUUCGUGAUGCGGAUGUUGUUGUUGAUGGAUACCGACCUGGUGUCAUGGAUCGAAUGGGUUUUAGUCGACAGGAUAUUUAUGACUUGGUCAAGGAUCGGCCGCGUGGUAUUUUGCAUCUCCGAGAGAAUUGCUAUGGUUGGCAUGGACCUUGGAGUCAUCGAAGUGGGUGGCAGCAAAUCAGUGAUGCGUGCUGUGGUGUUUCGAGAUCAUACGCGCAAGCAAUGGGUCUCGAUGAGGCGGUGACUCCUGUGUUCCCUAAUUCAGAUUACUGCACGGGCGCAGCUGGCUGCACAGCUGUCCUGGAAGCACUCGUGCGACGAGCGAAGAGUGGAGGCAGUUACGGCAUUGAUGUAUCGCUCAACUACUACUCACAGUGGCUUGUCCGCUCCUGCGGUACCUACGACAACGACACCUGGAAAGAGCUAUGGUCAAGACACGGCAAUCUGACUUUCCAUCAUUACCACGCGAUGGGGCAUCAGACUCCAGCAAUGCUAAAUAGCCUUUACGAGCAUGACCGGGAAACCUUGUUCAACCUCAAAUUCUUCGAAACUAGAAACUCGGAGUCUGUGAAUGCCCAGUUCGUCCGGGUCAAGCCGAUUGCCCAGUUCCCGGACAAGGAGGUGGAGCUGAAGUACAAUGUUGGGACUCGUGGGAAUGGCGUUGAUCAGCCUGUGUGGCCGAAGGACCUUACAGUUGAGACAGUUACCGGGCCGAACUAG
Messenger RNA from Penicillium argentinense, 1725 nucleotides. RefSeq lists its product as uncharacterized. The record is from RefSeq and is a predicted model, not a curated record. Bases 1 to 1725 code for a protein of 574 amino acids. Lineage: Eukaryota; Fungi; Ascomycota; Eurotiomycetes; Eurotiales; Aspergillaceae. The transcript has 5 exons. Gene Ontology annotation, molecular function: catalytic activity.